GGCAGUGGAAAAUCAUCUGCUGGAAACCGUGGAAGAUCUGGGGCAGAAGGGGUCUGGGAGUUCAAGUUCACACUGAAUAGAAUCAAGGUAGAAGAAGGUUAUAACUCAGCUUUCUGGGACAUACUGGAAACAGCAAAGCCUGUGGAUGUCACCAAUGAGAUGAUCAACUAGUAUAGGAAAGCCUGUGAUCAGAAGAUAGUUAUGGAGGUGCUGAGAGCCAUCAACCUGAGGGAUCUGUCGGAGAGACUCAUCGAUGCAGCAAAGGCUGGCUGCUCAGAGAGCUGACGAAGGAGCCGCUAUGGAGAAAGCAGUGAGCGAUUGCUUACAUGACAUUCUUGAAGAACUGACAAAGGAUGAGCUCAAGAAAUUCAAGUUCAAACUGAACAACUUUAAGCUGAAGAGGGACUAUGACAAUAUCCCCAUGGGUAAAUUAGAGGAAGCAUCAUCUGUGGACAUGACUCAAAUCCUACUCAGCUACUAUGGAGAGGACUAUGGGGUGGAAGUGACAAUGAAUGUGCUGAAAUCCAUGAACAGGAGAGAUCUGGCUCAGAAACUCUCUGAGACAUGGAGACCUGAUGGUUUAACUCCAGUGCCAGAACCUCAGCAAUCCCCAAAGCCAGAGGACAAAGACCUUCCCAAAGGAAGAGAGAGUGAGAACCCAGAGAGGGCAACAGCCACAGCCUCAGAGACUCCUGAAUGCGAAGUAGAAGAUGAAGCCACAUGUCCAAUUUGUCUGGAUUCUUUUAGCGAUCCAGUAGCUAUAGACUGUGGGCACAGCAGCUGCAAAAUCUGCAUCACUACAUACUGUGACAAAUGGGAAGAGGAAAAUCAUGGUCCUUUGUGCUGUCCCCUCUGCAGAAAAAAGAUUGAGAAAAAGAAUUUCAGGCCAAACUGGCACCUGGCCAGUCUAGUGGAACACGUUAAACAAUCACGACUGAAAACAGGAAAAGAGGAAAAAGAGAAUCUGUGUGAGAGACACAAGGGAAAACUCAGUCUGUUCUGUGAAGACGAUGGGGAAUUCAUAUGUGUGGAAUGUGACAAAUCCCCAGGGCACGAAGCGCACACAGUGGUUCUCAUUAAGACAGCUGCCCAGAAAUAUAAGGGUCAAAUUUGUGUGCAUCUGGAAAAUCUGAAGAAGAAGGAAGAAGAGCUUCUGAAAAUUAAAUGCAAUGAGGAAAGGUGGAGCAAGGAACAGCAGGAAGAGAUAGAAACUGAGAGGAAGAAAAUCAUGUCAAAAUUGGAGGAACUGCAGAAGGUUUUGCAGGAACAUAAGCAACAUUUGCUGACCCCGCUAGAAAAGCUGAACAAAGACAUUGUGAAGAGGGAGAAUGAAAAUGUCACCAAACUCCUCGAGGAGAUUUCAUUUCUCAGUAACCUGAAAGAAGACUUGCAAAAAAAAUGUCAGCAGCCAGCGAGGAAAUUUCUACAGGACAUCAGAAGCACCUUGAACAGAUGCAAGCAGGUGAAAGAUCGGCAACCAGUGGAGAUUUUGCAUGAACGGGAAGAGAACCUGAGUACUUUGCACCAGCCUGGCAUUGUUCCAGAGGAGAUUCUGAAGAAAUUUAGAGCUGCUUUAAACCCAAAUCAGGAACCAGAGACUCCGCCUGCCACAUUCUCAGGGAAGAAGGAAUUUUCCCCAGUGAAAAGAAAAACACUUCAGGAAGUUCUCUCAAAUUUAAACCUGGAUCAGCACAGAAACAACAAGCUGAAGCUAAGGAACGUCCUGGAAGUCAGCCUAGAAAGUACAGAGAACAGCACUCCUAAGUCAUUAACAGAUUUACCUGGGCACUUCCUAAGGAAGGUGAUGGCUCUGAAUGUGAUGGCCAGAAACACAAGCCUUGUUCAAAAUGCUGAUGAAGAAAAUGAUGACGAGGAGAAAGAUUUGGGUAUGACAGAGGAUUUUCUUUCCCAAAAUGAAACGGACACUACUGAUUCUCUAAACCCCCUCGAUGUUCUCUGUGCCGUUCUGCUUUGCUCAGACAGUUUCCUACAGCAGGAGAUCCUGUCCAAAAUGUCCAUGUGCCAGUUUGCCCUCCCUCUGCUGCUACCCGCCCUCGACACCCCCAAGUGCACCCUGAUGCUGUGGGCCAUGAGGGACAUUGUGAGGAAGUGGAGGCCGCACUCCCUGGCAGAGAGCAGAGGGUUCAGAGAGGAGAGCCUGGUGCUCACAGAAAUGCCAACCGUUUCCUUUGUGCGGAUGGGGAGCUGCAGCUUCUCCAAGUCCCACCUCCUCAAUGAGGUUCUCAGCCCCUCCCAGCAGCACCACGAUUUCUUUAUCCAUCGGGACAUGGAGUCUGGGAACUUCCCUCGGGAAAUCGCAGAUGGGCUGGUUGAGAUUUCCUGGUAUUUCCCUGGGGGGACGGAAAAUUCUGAUCUUUUCCCAGAACCCAUUGCAGUUACAAAUCUGCGUGGAGACAUUGAGUCCCACUGGCUACAGUUUAGUUUUUUAGCAGAGGUCUGCUCCGCAGUGUUCAUAGUUACCGAGAGCAUCGGUGAGAGAGAAUACGAGCUGUUAUCAUCUCUGAAAAAAUCCAGCUCUAAAUAUUAUUUCAUCCUCAACUGCAAGAAUAAGAAACCCAAAGAAACUCUGGGAUUCCUUAAUAAGCUGGCCUCAGUGUUGAAGCUGAGCAAAUCACAGCUACUGGUGAAAGAUCGUACCAUGAAUAAUGCAGGAUUUGUGAAAAAGGUGCAGUCCACCAUAGGAACCAUAGUGAAUUCAUCUCCGAAGACAGUGAGUUUGGAAGCCAUGGCUGUGACGGCAUGUGACCUAGGAAUCCAGGUGGAUGAGGACUGUCAGGCAUGUCAGUGUGGGAGGAAAUAUACUGAAGAAAUCACUGCAGAAAUAAGAGGUGGGGCAAAAUACAAAAGAGAAAUGCUGAGACUCCAAAUGGACCCAUGGAAAAACUUGACUAAAGUGGAAAAAGAGAUGUGCCGAAUGAAAAGGCAAGGGGACGUGGCCACUGAAGACUAUAAAUCUGAGCUGAAAAAGAAAUGGUUAGAGAUACGCAGACAGCAGAAUCAGUGUGACCUUACUAAUGGUUUGACUAAGUUUAUCAAUGGAAUAGAACACUUGCCUACAGUGGAGAAACAUUACUUUCUGAAAUGGAUGAAAUUUAGCCUGGAUAAUAUUGCUAGGGGGAAUCUUUCUAAAAUGCGGGCAGAGUAUAAAGAGAAAUGUGAAACUCCAGGAGUGGACCGAAAACAGCUGGAGGAAUUAGAUAAAUUAAUAUCUGAUAGUUCCCUGGGGGUGGAGCAUUUCAUGCGUGAGUUGGGGCAGUUCUAUGAAGCUGAGUGCUCAAUGGUUAAAGAAGGGAAAAUGAAAAAAAGCCAAAGACAAUUCACCCAUCUCCCAGGCAUAGCAGCUGACCUGAUGCUGGAAGGGUUUCCCAUGGAGUUGAUCGAUGGAGAUGCAUCCAACAUCCCACUGCAGUGGGUGAGAGAUGUUCUGAAGGAGCUCCAUGCCAAGCUGGGGGAAAAGUCCAGAAUGGUGGUUCUAACGGUGCUGGGAGUGCAGAGCACUGGGAAAUCCACCCUUCUCAACACCAUGUUCGGCCUGCAGUUUGCAGUGAGCAGCGGUCGAUGUACGCGAGGAGCCUUCAUGACGCUCAUUAAAGUUACAGAAGCUGUUCAGGAGCUGCUUGGCUGUGAUUUCAUCCUGGUGAUAGACACUGAAGGUCUGAAGGCCCCUGAACUAACAGCACUGGAAGACAGUUAUCAACAUGACAAUGAGCUGGCCAUCCUGGUGAUUGGACUGAGUGACAUCACCAUCGUUAACAUGGCUAUGGAGAAUGCCACAGAAAUGAAGGAUGUUCUGCAAAUUGUGGUCCAUGCAUUUCUCAGAAUGGAGGAAAUAGGACAACACCCAAACUGCCAGUUUGUGCACCAGAACGUCAGUGAUGUGUCUGCUCAUGAUCAAAACAUGAGGGACAGGAAACACCUCCUGGAGCAGCUGAAUGAAAUGACCAAAGCUGCAGCAAGGAUGGAAAAGCAAAGCAGGGAAAUGGCAUUUUCUGAUAUUAUGGAGUAUGACCCAGAAAAACACAAUUGGUACAUGCCUGGCUUGUGGCAUGGAGUCCCUCCCAUGGCUCCCGUAAAUAUUGGAUACAGUGAGAGUGUGUGCGAGCUAAAGAAAUACCUGUUUGAAUUCAUAGAGAACCGUUCACGGAAAAGAGCUGGAAAGAACAUUCCUGAUUUUAUUGAAUGGUUGAGGAGCCUGUGGAAUUCAGUGAAACAUGAGAACGUCAUCUUUAGCUUAAGAAACACCCUUGUAGCUGAAGCCUAUAACCAGCUGUCUAUGAAGUACUCUGAAUGGGAAUGGGGUUUCCGCAAGGAGAUGUAUCUCUGGGUAUCUGAAAAAGAAACUUUUAUCCAGAAUCAGCUGCCAGAGACACUAGAGGGUGAUCUCUUACAUAGCUUAAAAAUGGAAGCACAAGGGAAACUACAGCAGGGAGAACAGAAGCUCUUGAAUAACUUAGAACAGUAUUUUAAAGGUGAAGCUCCAAAUUUGAACCUGAUAGAAAAGUACAGAGAAGAUUUCAAAAGGAGCGCAAAUAGCCUCAAAAGAGAACUUGAAAAUUAUUCAACCAGUAACUGUGAGGAAGCAAUUCGAAUACGAAGAGUACACCACAAGAUAGACAUUAUCCAGUCUGGGUACAAGCAGAAAAUUGAAGGGGAAGUUGACAGACUCUUGGCUGAAUGCAGAAACAGAGAAGAUAAACUAGACCAUAUGAAACUGAAAAAAGAAUUUGAAACGAUGUGGCGAGAAACCUUGUCAGAGUUAAAGCUCAGUACUUUACAGAAACGUCAAGUUGUUCAAGAUAUGGAUCUCCAGCUGAGAAAGGAUCUGGAGCACAGAGGGGGUGCUGUCAGACAGAUACUACAACAGGGAAAAAGCCUGCUGGGUUACGGAAUGAAGUCUUUCACAAUGAAGAAGGAAUACUUAAACCUAAAAUGGGCCAGAGCUGUUAGAGAAUACUUCUCACAGGAAUGUUACUGUAAAAUUGAAGAGCUUGCUCUAUCUUUAAUGAAUGAAUGCAAAAAAUACAUUGAAGAAAAAGUUAAAUCCAAAACAGACUAUGAUGAAACCUAUUGCGGAGAACUGCUGCAUAUGGUUAAUGAGAGGUUAAAAGAGGAGGAUAUGAAGAAACUUCACACUUCUCUUUUCUUUGAAGUUGACCUGAAGCUUCACGUUUUGGGGGAAGCGGCUUGGGCAUUUCAAAAGCUGCACGAAGAUUUUGUCAAAGAAAACGAUCCUCCACGUCUGGAGAAGCUGAAACCUCAGUAUUUCUCCCUGUUUAUGGAUCUCUAUUUGGAAAAGGAUGAAAGCCAAACAAGGGCGAGGGAUUUCUGUGAUCAGUGUCUCAAACCUGCCCUGGUAGAAUAUGUGUUCGAGGUACUUGGAGAGCAAAUAGUGGAUGACAUUCUCAGCAGUGAGCAAUCCAUUACAUACAGGAACCGGAGCUUUUUUCAGUUUGAGCUACUGAAGACUUUGUUGAAGGAGAGCAACUUUGACAACUAUGUGAAAUACAUUAAUACAUAUGAAGAUUUUGUCCAAACCUGGAUAAGGAGACAGCUUUUGGAACGCUACAGCAAGAUGAAAGACUUGGGAGACAUGGAGAAAAAGAUUCUGUCCCCAGUGAUAGAUAAAGUCAGGAAGGCUCUUAAAUGUACCAGUGUUAGAGAGAAAAACACAGUCUCGGACUUUUUAGAUUCUGUUUGCAAAGAGCUGCAGAAGGACCUAGUCAUUUCCAGGGAUAAUUUAGUGGGGAUACGGUUUAUAAAUACAGCAAGUCUUAAACAAUUUUCGGAUUUUAUACCAACUUUACUUCCUGCUCUGGAACAUCAAAUCUUAGCUGAACUGAAAAAGAUAAAAGUUGAGUCAAAACUCUCUAAUCUGCCACCGAAGCCUGUGGCUGAAAUCUUCAAGCAAGUGUUUGGCUGUGGGAAGCAGUGUCCAUUCUGUAAGGUCCCCUGUGAGGCAGGAGCCCCUAGUCACAAGCAGCACUUUGCAUCAGUGCAUCGCCCUAAAGGAUUAGGGCAAUACAGGUUUCUGUGUAAUGAAAAGCUUGUCUAUGACAUAUGCUCCUCUGCUGUAGUUGGCAAUGGUACAUUCCAAAAUUCAGACACGAAGUGGAUUGCUCAUCCCUACAAAGAAUAUCUGAAGUAUUACCCAGACUGGAGCAUUCAGCCAGAUCCCAGCAUAGAAGCUUCCAGUUACUGGAAGUUUGUUUUUCAGAAGUUCAAUCAGGAGUUUGCGAAACAGUAUAAUGCUCUACCAGCUGAUCUCCCAGAGGACUGGGGCACAAUAACUGAAGAUCAGGCACUGGAGAGCAUAAAGCAAAUUUUUAACAGGAAAUAAGCAAUUUACUGAGAGUCUGUUUACAUGGGGUGCAUGACGCAGUGCUUGAGAUCCACUAAUACAUCACCAGGACAGAGCACAAACUCCAAUUGAAUUAAAAAUAGGAAAAACCUCUCAAAUAGAUACAGACUGUAAUAUAGUUAUUGGUUCUUUGAGAGAGCAACUUCCCAAUAGAAAAGCUAGUACAGGGAACUGCUUAACUCUGAGUUCACACUUACCUACAGAUAUAUAUUAUUUACAAA
Messenger RNA from Chelonia mydas (Green sea turtle), 6600 nucleotides. Its product is annotated as interferon-induced very large GTPase 1. The record is from RefSeq and is a predicted model, not a curated record. Gene Ontology annotation, biological process: regulation of apoptotic process. NCBI's taxonomy places the organism in Eukaryota, Metazoa, Chordata, Testudines, Cheloniidae. Gene Ontology annotation, molecular function: protein binding; GTP binding; zinc ion binding.